This is a messenger RNA of Ostrinia furnacalis (Asian corn borer), 534 nucleotides long. RefSeq lists its product as uncharacterized. The transcript is spliced from 2 exons. The coding region runs from base 1 to 534 and encodes 177 amino acids. NCBI's taxonomy places the organism in Eukaryota, Metazoa, Arthropoda, Insecta, Lepidoptera, Crambidae. The record is from RefSeq and is a predicted model, not a curated record.
AUGAUUGAGUCAAGGAAUUUUCAAGCAGUUCUAUUCUUCUUUCUCAUAGUCAUAGUGUUAGAAGGAGAUUCAAGAAGACCGCGUUUGAAAGAAGAGAAACAGAGUGAAAGGAGAGACUAUAGGCCUUCGAAGUGGGUGGCUAAUUCCGCUAUGGAUGUAUGGUACGGAAAUAAAAGCAUGGUAGAUAUUCUGUCAAGGGAAUUCAGUGAUGUUAUGAACAGGAUAGCUUUAAGACCAGUUCGCUCAGCCGUGCCAACAGAAGAAAUUAACUCGGACGUUUCAAAACUUACCGAGUCGGAAGAGGACAAAAAUGAAUUGAACCAAGAUGCCUUAAAACUCACAGAAAAACCACGAGCCAAAAAUGUAAAAUCAAAGGGGUUUAAUGCUAAGCAUAAACCAAUCAAAAAAGAAUUAAACAACACCAACGGAAAACGAAAUGAUCAAGUUCUGGUAGAACAAGUCAGAAAAAUCUUAUUGCGAAAUAUCAACGAUACCAUUUCAAAAGUUAUAUCUGACUACUAUCUCAAACACUAA